AAAUUUGGCGCGCUGUUAAACACGCACGUGUUUCCGUGUUAUUCCACUUGCCAAAAGAUGCACGCAAUUAUUUCUAUAAAAAAGUAAACGUUUAAAACUGUCAAUCCUGUGUGAAUGAUAAAAGUUUAAAGUAUGACCAAAAUAUCCACUAUCUGGUAUUAAACAUUGUAUAUUAACAGAUUAAGAUUAAAAUCUAUUAGUCUGUCCGUAUCGAGAGGAAUAUGAACAUUAUAAGACCAAAAAUGUACAUAAAUGAAGUAAGAACAAAACACGGUAAGAUCGCUUGCUCAUCAUCAGAAUUAGACUUAGGCGUCACACUGAAAGGCGGUCAAAGUUUCAGAUGGUUUAAUCACGAUGACGGAUACAGAGGAGUUUUUGACGGAUAUGUUUGGACUCUUACGCAGAACGAUACUCAUCUAUCUUACACCGUACAAGGUCCGCUGGUAGAUUGCAAAAACUAUGACAAGAUUCUCUCCGACUAUUUCAGACUGGACGUGUGUUUGCAUGAUCUGUGCAAAAAAUGGAUAGCAUCAGAUCAAUACUUUGAGAAAUCCCUAAACAAAACGAACGGCGUUAGAAUAUUGAAUCAGGACGUCGUUGAAAAUGUAUUUUCUUUCAUAUGCAGUUCCAACAACAACAUUCAGAGGAUAUCAGGAAUGGUAGAAAAAUUAUGCACGUUCUUCAGUGAAAAAAUUUGUUCAAUCGAGGGCAAAGAUUAUUAUAGCUUUCCAUCCAUCGAAGCGCUAGCAAGUACGGACGUUGAAAAUAAAUUAAGGGAGGAAAAGUUUGGGUAUCGUGCAGGAUAUAUAGCAAACGCAGCGAAACAUUUGGUACAACUUGGUGGGAAAGAAUGGCUUUCAAAUUUGCACAAAGAGAAUAAUGUGUCGUACGUUGAUGCUAGGAAACAGCUAAUUACUCUUCCUGGAGUUGGUCCAAAAGUUGCAGAUUGUAUAUGCUUAAUGUCGUUGGGCCACCUAGAAGCCAUUCCUGUAGACACUCAUAUUUUUCAAAUAGCUAAAGCAAGUUAUUUACCUCAUUUAAAACAAUAUAAAACUGUUACCCCGAAAAUUCACGAAGAAAUUGGCAAUUAUUUGCGUGAAUUGUGGGGUCCUUCUGCUGGAUGGGCCCAAGCUCUUGUGUUUUGUGCAAAAAUCAAUGAUGUCACUGCUAGUACCACAUCGCGUAACAAACGUGAACGUACUAAAAAAUCUUGAACAAUAAAUUUUCAUAA
This is a messenger RNA of Frieseomelitta varia, 1231 nucleotides long. It is a transcript of the gene Ogg1, whose product is annotated as N-glycosylase/DNA lyase. Gene Ontology annotation, biological process: base-excision repair; base-excision repair, AP site formation; nucleotide-excision repair. Gene Ontology annotation, molecular function: damaged DNA binding; 8-oxo-7,8-dihydroguanine DNA N-glycosylase activity. The coding region runs from base 222 to 1214 and encodes 330 amino acids. The record is from RefSeq and is a predicted model, not a curated record. Gene Ontology annotation, cellular component: nucleus. Lineage: Eukaryota; Metazoa; Arthropoda; Insecta; Hymenoptera; Apidae. The transcript has 3 exons.